Messenger RNA from Oldenlandia corymbosa var. corymbosa, 702 nucleotides. The record is from the annotation of a GenBank genome assembly. Lineage: Eukaryota; Viridiplantae; Streptophyta; Magnoliopsida; Gentianales; Rubiaceae.
AUGGCUGCCACUAGUAAUAAUAAUGUCACAAAGAGGAAAGGCGGUCGAGUGAGUAGGGCAGUCGCGAAAAAGUACAACAUGAAUGUUCCAAUAUCAUCAUCAUCAUUAAAGUCAUUCCAGCCAAAUAUGAUAGCCGACAAAAUGGUUUUAGUUGACGAAAAGGGCAAAAGGGAUGACGAAUUAACUAAUAAUGUGGUCAUUCUUCAUGACAAAGUUGAAAGGGAAGGUAUUGAUGAUAUCAACAGCAGUGGCCUACUCGGGGAUUGGGGUGAGUCUUUUCUAGAAAUGAUGGAACAAGAAAUCGAAGCAUUGGGACCAGAUGAUUGGUGGAUGGAACCACUGGCAGAUGAUGAUCCAACAACAUUCCAUUUUGAACAAUUUCUACAGGGUGAUUCGAUAACGGAUUUCACUGAGAUUUUGGGACAUAAUAGUAGAAGUGAAGGGAACGAGACAACCGGAGAAAAGUUCAUGAUGGUGGGUGAUCAACUAGAAAAUGCUUCAGCAGUUACACCUAAUGAUAUUAACAAUGAAAGUGACAAUGGUCCCGGAAAUUCUUCAGCAGACUCUAAUGAGAAGGACCCUUAUAAAUGCUUCUCCCCAUUAAAUACCAAUCAUUAUUAUGACUCAAUUUCAUGGAAUAAAGAAGAUGCCGCCAAAGAAUUCCACCUCUGGGAUGAUGAAGAUGAGCUACUUUGGGCAUAG